Molecule: messenger RNA, 876 nt
Organism: Grosmannia clavigera kw1407
Lineage: Eukaryota; Fungi; Ascomycota; Sordariomycetes; Ophiostomatales; Ophiostomataceae
Product: tetrahydroxynaphthalene reductase
Exons: 2
Coding region: 1-876 (291 amino acids)
Molecular function (GO): oxidoreductase activity
Source: RefSeq, a predicted model, not a curated record
AUGUCUCCGGCAGCCACGCUCGACGUCACUCCUCCAGCCGGUGCACCGGUCACGGGUGCAGACUCUGGGGCUGCUGUCUCGCCGAGAGACCCGGCACGGCCGCUGGCCGGCAAGGUGGCUCUGAUCACGGGCUCUGGCCGGGGCAUCGGCCGGGGCAUCGCGCUGGAGCUGGGCCGGCGUGGAGCCAACGUGGUGAUCAACUACGGGCGCAGCAGCUCGUCGGCCGAGGCAGUCGUGGCCGAGCUGGCCGCGUUGGGAUCCAAGGCGGUGGCGCUGCAGGCCGACAUCAGCAAGCCGGCCGAGGUGGCCGGCCUGUUUGACCGUGCGGUCGCGCACUUUGGCGGGCUCGAUAUUGUCGUGUCCAACUCGGGCAUGGAGGUCUGGUCGCCCGAGCUGGACGUGACGCAGGAGCUGUUUGACCGCGUCUUCGACCUCAACUGCCGCGGUCAGUUCUUCGUCGCCCAGCAGGGCCUCAAGCACACCCGUCCGGGCGGCCGCAUCAUCCUGACCUCGUCCGUGGCCGCCAGCCUGACCGGCAUCCCGAACCACGCGCUCUAUGCCGGCUCCAAGGCCGCCGUCGAGGGCUUCACCCGCGCCUUUGCCGUCGACUGUGGCGAGAAGAACGUGACCGUCAACUGCAUCGCCCCCGGUGGCAUCAAGACCGACAUGUUUGACGAGAACGCCUGGCACUACGUCCCCGGCGGCUACAAGGGCAUGUCCCAGGACACCAUCCAGGCCGGCAUCGCCAAGGCCUGCCCGCUCAAACGCAUCGGCCUCCCCAGCGACAUCGGCCGCGCUGUCUCCCUGCUCGUCAGCGAGGAGGGCGAGUGGAUCAACGGCCAGGUGAUCAAGCUGUCUGGUGGUUCGGCCGUGUAA